GGCAUCUGCACUAUGGUCAGUGGCGGCGAGAGUGGGGGCGAGAGUGGGGCAUCUGCACUAUGGUUAGUGGCAGCGAGAGUGGGGCAUCUGCACUAUGGUCAGUGGCGGCGAGAGUGGGGCAUCUGCACUACGGUCAGUGGCAGCGAGAGUGGGGCAUCUGCACUAUGGUCAGUGGCAGCGAGAGUGGGGCAUCUGCACUAUGGUCAGUGGCAGCGAGAGUGGGGCAUCUGCACUAUGGUCAGUGGCAGCGAGACU
Lottia gigantea (owl limpet) is the source of this 255-nucleotide messenger RNA. RefSeq lists its product as hypothetical. The record is from RefSeq and is a predicted model, not a curated record. NCBI's taxonomy places the organism in Eukaryota, Metazoa, Mollusca, Gastropoda, Lottiidae. The annotation marks the transcript as partial. The transcript has a single exon.